Molecule: messenger RNA, 937 nt
Organism: Pezoporus flaviventris
Lineage: Eukaryota; Metazoa; Chordata; Aves; Psittaciformes; Psittacidae
Product: E3 ubiquitin-protein ligase TRIM7-like
Exons: 2
Coding region: 129-836 (235 amino acids)
Molecular function (GO): protein binding
Source: RefSeq, a predicted model, not a curated record
GCUCCAUCAAACAAGCGGGGUGAGCCGAGCCCAGCCGUGAGGAGAGCGGGGCUGUGCAGAGCAGGCUGAAGCCUUCAGACGCACCCAAACCCUCCUUUCCUGGAGUCUGCCUACAGGUAAGUGCCUGGAUGCUCUGGGUUUCCCAUCAUUCCUUCGUUAUCACCUUUAAGCAGUCUCUGAGUCCCGCAAUUCCCACUGGCAACAGGGAAUCCUGCCUCCCCUCCUGGUGCUUUUCUUCAGACCUGCUUGAAACUGGGAUGGAGAGAGAAGAGAGUGAGCCCCUGGCCGGGGAGGUGGAGGAGAUGAGUGGAAGAGGCACCGUGAGCCUGGACCCGGACAGCGCCAACCCCUUCCUCCGCCUGGCUGCCGACGGGCGAGGCGUGCGCCGCGGGGACGAGUGGAGCCCAGCGCCCGCCACGGCCGAGCGCUUCGACACGGAGCCGUGCGUGCUGGGCGCCCAGGGCUUCGCUGUGGGGAGGCACUGCUGGGCCGUGGAGGUGGCCCAGGGGGGUCAGUGGUGGGCCCUGGGGGUGGCGCAGGAGUCCGUCAGGAGGAAAGGGGUCCUCGGCUUUACCCCGCGGGAGGGAAUCUGGGCCGUGGGGCAGUGGUUUGGACAAUACUUUGCUUUCACUGACCCGGACUGGACGCCCCUGCACCUCCCCUGCCUCCCCCGGGCCAUCCAGGUGUGCCUGGACUUCGCGGGCAGGCAGGUGGCCUUUGCUGAUGCCGAGACCGAGGCCCCGAUCUUUGCCUUCCGCCUGGAUUCGUGUCCCGGGGAGAGGCUGCGCCCCUGGCUCUGGGUGGGGACGGACUCGUGGCUCCAGCUGCGGCCCUGACGUGGGCGAGCGCGCGGAGGCCUGGAGAGGAGAACGCCAUCACCCGGGGCUUGGUGCUGGGCGCUGGAGCCCCUGAGCCCUGCCAGCUCCUCCUCACGUGG